AUGGAGAGAACUGAAAUGUCGCUGAUGCUUGACAGUGAUAGAAUUGUCGCUGUUGCUGUCUUUUUAUCUUCAAGUAGCGAAGGUACUUUGUACUUCGGGGACGGUGCUUACACUAACCAACAAUUCAGGCAGCCAUUAGCUUACACACCACUCAUCGCCAACUCUUAUUUUCCUAGUGACUAUUUCGUCGAUGUGAAGUAUAUCGAAAUAGGAAAUGCAAAUGUCACGUACAACAAAGGAUUAUUGUCCAUUAACAAGAAAAAUGGAAUUGGAGGAACCAAAUUCAGCACUUUAGUUCCUUACACUACCAUGGAGACAUCAAUAUACGAGGCCUUCACAAGCCUUUACAUUAAGAGAGCUAAAGCCAUGGGUAUUUCUAUGGUUUCUCCUGUUGCGCCUUUCAGUGCUUGUUUUAAUGCAUCGACGAUUGAAAGCAGACCAGAUGGUCUUGUGGUGCCAACCGUUGUUCGUGGAUUGCGCAACGAUGCAUAUUGGCAGAUGACUGGGCCAGCUAAUUCUUUGAAACUUGUUAAGGAUAAUGUGUACUCGUUUUUAUUUAUCCCAAGGAUUCUCAUUUCAUUCUGUUAA
This is a messenger RNA of Papaver somniferum (opium poppy), 588 nucleotides long. Its product is annotated as basic 7S globulin 2-like. NCBI's taxonomy places the organism in Eukaryota, Viridiplantae, Streptophyta, Magnoliopsida, Ranunculales, Papaveraceae. The coding region runs from base 1 to 588 and encodes 195 amino acids. The record is from RefSeq and is a predicted model, not a curated record. Gene Ontology annotation, biological process: proteolysis. The transcript has 2 exons. Gene Ontology annotation, molecular function: aspartic-type endopeptidase activity.